AUGGAAUGCUUAGAAUCCAUAGAUUCAACGGCCAAUGCCUACAAACUCCUUUUCAAAGCUAUCAAAGAGAUACCCACAUCACAUUAUGUGUUUGGUUUGUUUCUUUUCCUCAUUGUUUUCUUGUACAACUUCUUGGAGUUCCACUUUUUCGAAGAUUUUGUUUCUGGCUUUCGUGAAAGUCCCGUGUCAUUGACCUAUAAUCCGUGCUCGGAAAUCUACGAAGGUGUUGCCAAGAAGUGUCAAAUUCUUCAUGGAAGAAAUGAAACUCACAUGGGUUUAGAUGAGAGAUUGGGUCAGCGGAUUGAGUCGGAUUCGGCCAAAAACCCAGCGGUUUGGGUCUGGUUAGUUUUUGAAAAAAGGCACCAAACGACACCGUUUGAGAAAACAGCAGCUCCUGCUGCUCGUAAUGAACAGCAGAGGAGCCGAAUUCCUAGUUCCUGCCAUUACCAUCACCAAUCAUUGACGACAGAAAUGCUUAGCCCUCGUCAGUGGUCUCUAUCCACCGCCAUACUUACUACUUUACGCUAA
Molecule: messenger RNA, 528 nt
Organism: Ilex paraguariensis (yerba mate)
Lineage: Eukaryota; Viridiplantae; Streptophyta; Magnoliopsida; Aquifoliales; Aquifoliaceae
Source: the annotation of a GenBank genome assembly